Molecule: messenger RNA, 816 nt
Organism: Lobosporangium transversale
Lineage: Eukaryota; Fungi; Mortierellomycota; Mortierellomycetes; Mortierellales; Mortierellaceae
Product: histone H2A.V
Exons: 4
Coding region: 75-509 (144 amino acids)
Cellular component (GO): nucleosome
Molecular function (GO): DNA binding; protein heterodimerization activity; structural constituent of chromatin
Source: RefSeq, a predicted model, not a curated record
CUUUCUUUUACUCCUCCACCUCUUCUCAAAGACCCGUCCCUGCUCCCCAUCUUUUAUCCUACAUUAUUUCCACAAUGGCUGACGCACAUCUCGGAACCGAAGCAACUGCUGCUACGAACGCUCAGACAAAGUCUACAGAGAAGCGUCGUGAGAAGGUGCCUGCACUCUCGCGUUCUGCUCGUGCAGGUUUACAGUUCCCUGUAGGUCGUAUCCAUCGUUACUUGAAGGAUCGUACUCAAAACCACGUCCGUGUAGGCGCCAAAGCUGCAGUUUACUCUGCAGCCAUUCUUGAAUACUUGACGGCUGAGGUACUCGAGUUGGCAGGAAACGCAACAAAGGAUUUGAAAGUUAAACGCAUCACUCCUCGUCACUUGCAACUCGCUAUUCGUGGAGAUGAGGAGCUCGACUCAUUGAUCCGUGCAACCAUCGCUGGAGGUGGUGUUCUUCCUCACAUUCACAAAGCACUGCUGUCAAAGACACAGAAGGGCCAGAAGAAGAUUGGACCUUAAAAAGAUGCGUAACCCAGUAGGGAAUAAAAAACAGGCGUCAGGAGCGAGGAAGAAAGUGUCUUUCCCUUUCAUUUUCUACACAUAUUUUCGAAGCCAAACAUUUCAAAACGCCAGGAAUUAUACAUGAAGCUGAGAAUGUGUAAUAGCUUCAAGAAUCUGUCAUUCCCAUUAAUCAUCUCUUCUUUUGACGCCUUACACUCGUCUUUAUUUUAUCUUGUAGUUCCCGCCAUUACCCCUAGUAAACUUUUAAAAGACUGUAUUUUACAAAAAAAAGGAAAAAAACUAAAAACACACGCCAUCAUUGCAU